Scophthalmus maximus (turbot) is the source of this 1428-nucleotide messenger RNA. It is a transcript of the gene dhrs12, whose product is annotated as dehydrogenase/reductase (SDR family) member 12. The transcript is spliced from 10 exons. The coding region runs from base 149 to 1105 and encodes 318 amino acids. The record is from RefSeq and is a predicted model, not a curated record. Lineage: Eukaryota; Metazoa; Chordata; Actinopteri; Pleuronectiformes; Scophthalmidae.
CCGCCCACUUUACUACAUAACGCGGCUCAGUCAUUCUUAUGAAACGGGGAAAAACACAUUGAUUUGGCUUCGAUGCGACGGUUGAGAACGGAUAGAUCACCUCUUUUUGAUUUAGCAGACAGACCGAGGCGGCGCCAGCGCGUCGGACAUGUCGAUCUACAGGAACGCCGUGUGGUUCGUGAAGGGACUGCAGGAGUACACCAAGAGCGGUUAUGAAGCUGCAGCGAAGCACUUCGCUCCAGCGGACCUGGAUGUGAACCUGAGUGGGCGGUCCUUCAUGAUAACGGGCGCCAACAGCGGGAUAGGAAAAGCCACGGCGCAGGAAAUCGCCAACAGAGGGGGAAUUGUCCACAUGGUGUGUCGGAACAAGGGCCGAGCAGACGCAGCCAAAGAUGAAAUUGUGGAACGGAGCAAGAAUCAGAACGUUCACGUCCACAUCGUCGACAUGUCCAGCGCGAGGCAAGUUUGGGAGUUUGCCCAGAGCUUCUCACAAAACGACACUGUUCACGUGCUGAUCAACAACGCCGGCUGCAUGGUCAACCAGAGAGAGUUGACUGAGGAGGGACUGGAGAAGAACUUUGCCACGAAUACACUCGGAACAUACAUCCUGACCACAGCACUGAUUCCUGCACUGAAGAAGGUUGAAGAUCCACGAGUGGUCACCGUGUCGUCCGGCGGCAUGCUCACACAGAAGCUGAACGUGGGCGACCUCCAGUUUGAGAAGGGGACGUUCGACGGCACCAUGGCCUACGCCCAGAACAAAAGGCAGCAGGUGAUUCUGACGGAGAGAUGGGCUUCUCAACACAAAGAGGUCCACUUCUCCUCCAUGCACCCGGGCUGGGCGGACACACCAGCCGUCCAGCUGUCCAUGCCGUCCUUCCACGCCAAGAUGCAGGCCAAACUGAGGACGGAGGCCAUGGGGGCCGACACCGUGGUGUGGCUCGCUGCGUCUCCAGCUGCCGUCAAACAGCCGAGUGGACUCUUCUUCCAGGAUCGCACGGCGGUGGCGACUCACCUGCCUCUGGCCUCCUCCAGGUCCACGCCGCAGGAGGACGAGAAGCUUCAGGCCGUGCUCGAGGAGUUCGCCCUAAAAUUUAAACCUUAGUGUCUCAGAAAAUGCACUUCUCACUAAUUAUUAUUAUUAAUGUUUACAUCAUGAUAUUGCUAUAAACCAGACACUUUUUAUUGAUACCUCAAAGAACAAUCUUCCCCAUCAUGUGUAGUUGAGGUUAUUUUUUUCAUCAAAGAAGAAUCUUUUACAGAUGUUGGGUCCAUUCUCUAAUGGGCUGAUUAAAACAAGGUAGUUGAAAUUAGCUUUUUGACCAAAACUUAAUAUAAUAUGCUGAAUACUGUAUUCAUAAAGGAUAUGUGUAUAGUAAAAAAGGUAAUCUAUGUAUUAUCUGUAAAAUAAAUCUUGUGAUAAAUGUC